AUGCAGAGCAAGAUCCUAGCUGAAUUUGCCCGAGAGUUACGACUCUCCGUGGCCCAGCUCGACUAUUCACUAAGCUUCACAGGCCUAGGAGGUCAUUCCCUCGCCGCACUUCGACUUGUGGCUGCAUGCAGGCGGUUAGGAUACACUCUGACCGUCGGUGAGCUUUUGGAAAACCGUCCGCUUCUCGAUAUCAUAUCCCGUUAUCCUCUGGCUGCGACUUCCAGCCACGAGGAUCAAGAUGGAAUCAGCCACUCAAGCCACGACAUCCCCAAAGACUCCUUCGUCAACAUCACGGUCGAUGCCAUCACACCAUCUUUACCCUCUGAUGAAUCCCUUCCAUCUCCAACGGUGGACACAACAAUAACGACCGCUGCUGUAAACACCCUCCGUGUUCCAAUCCCAGAGAUGCAACUCUCCCUCAUCCGCGGUAGUUACGCAUGCCCCGGCAACAACAUUCUGGCAUACCAUCAAAUGUGCAACGUUGCGGAACUUUCAGGACUGAGGGCUGCCUGGCAACAUGUUCUCGAAUCAGAGGAGAUCUUCACAAAAGCCUUCACGCUUGAAGACGGAACAGGCUAUCUUACCGACUCCGAUUCCACUUCAAUCAAGUGGAGAGAUAUUAUCGUCAACGACCAGGCCACGUUUACCGCCGCGCUAAUGGCAAAGCCUCGCUUUACCGACGUGGACUUUGAGUUUCGAGCAAUCACAUUGGCUGGAGACCGGAAGGCCUGUCUCCUAUGGCAUGUCCAUCACGCAUUUGUGGACGGCCUCUCUAUGACACUCCUACUGGAUAAGGUUACACGCUGCAUGGCCGGGUUACCUGUGGAACCUGGGCCUUGCUUUUCCGCCGUGGUACGGGAAAGAAAUAUGCUGAUGGAGCAGCGAGCGGACGACGCCAGGGCCUACUGGCGUUCGCAGAAGGCUGCACUGGAUAGCGCCACUGGUGAGCUGCAGCUGUACGGCUGUCACGAUUCGGACAAAGACAACACCUUCUGGAAUGGGCUGGCCACGUUUGCUGUUGAGACCUCGUCGGCUCAGCUCGACCAUUACGCACAUCAACAUCACGUCACCCUGGCUUCCAUUUAUUACGCCGCGUGGGCCUUGGUCCUCUCAAAAGUCUGUGAUUCAGACAACAUAGUCUUUGGGGCAGUGAUGUCGGGUAGAUCACUGCCCGUGGCCGGGAUUCUCGAAGUCGUGGGAACCUUGGUGAAUACUCUACCUAUCGCUGUCAGGGUUGAUGCGGACGAAAAUACUGUCUCGUUCGUCCAGAGAGUCUUUCAGCAGCUCGUUGCCCUGUCGGCCUUUGACUGGAGCGAGCCAGAGCAUGGCUACUCUCGCCAAUUCUCCUCGCUCCUGGCCUUGCAGUUCAACAUGUCUACAUCUACUACUUUAGCUCCUCAGCCCCAGUCUACGCCAUCGUCGAGGAUGAACAGUGGGAUCACUCUCAGUAUCACCAUUGAAACCGAUGGUACGAUUCAUAUCCAGUACUCGCGCAAGUACGAGCAACGACACAUCAACAUCAUCGGAAGCUAUUUCGCCAGAGCUGUUAGACUACUCACGAAUGAGCACUACUCGGUUGACAUGUGUCUGGAUGGGAUGUUAUCAUUGCCCGACAGACAAACAUUGUUCCAGUACGGGAACUGUCUCUCCGGCCUUACAACACGAGCAUCAGUACACGAGGAUCUGGUCAGCCUCACGGAACGCGCCGCUCGCGACGGUCCGACCUUGUGCGCUGUCUCUUUGGGACCCAGCUUGAUGACGUACCGCGAGCUCGAUCAGAAGAGCAACUGCGUGGCAGCACACCUUGGCAUGUAUGUCAAACGAGGCAAUGUUGUUUGCGUGCACGCAGAGCCUUCGUUCAACUGGAUUGUCGCCAUAUACGGCAUUCUCAAGGCAGGUGCGGUGUAUUGUCCGCUCAGCGCGAAGCUCGACCCGGAGCUGCGCUCGUCCAUGUUCGACGCUUCCACUGCGGAUAUCUACCUGGUCGGCCCAGCAAGCGAUACGAGACGGCGUCCGAAGCAAAGCAAGUAUUGUUGGGCUGUGGAGGACCUUCUCCAGCGACAAUCCGAAGACGGAGAAUUUGACUCGCCUCACACUCUCUGUCCGGAGGCAAACGCGUAUCUGUGCUUUACCUCGGGAUCCAGUGGCAAACCCAAGGGAGUCCUCUGUACACACCAAGGGCUGGUUGCCUUUCAACGAGACCGAGAGGUGCGGCUGCUUGCUCAGCCCGGCGUCAAGGUGGCCCAGAUCAUGUCUGUUUCCUUUGAUGGGAGCAUACACGAGAUUUUCUCUGCAUUGAGCUACGGGGCGACCUUGGUAUUGCCAGCGCCCAAGGACCCGUUUGCACACCUGCACGAGGUCGAUACGUGCAUUCUGACCCCAUCGCUGGCGGCCACUUUGGAUGCGGCCGACUAUCCCAACCUGCGAGCAGUCUACCUCGUCGGGGAGCAGGUGUCGCAAACCAUCAAUGGCCAUUGGAGCGCAAGAACUGCGGUAUACAACAUGUACGGCCCGACUGAAGCUACCUGCGGAGCCACCAUCAAGCGAUUGAUGCCGGGGGAGAAAGUCACCAUCGGACGACCGAAUCCCACGAGUCGGAUCUACAUUCUGGAUCGACAGCGACGUCUGGCACCACCUGGUCUGAUCGGGCAAAUCUAUCUCGCGGGGGUGCAGGUCUCAAACGGAUACCUCGGCCAGCCGCAGCUGACGGCCGAGCGCUUCUUUGACGAUUGCGUGUGUCGUGGGCUUGGGGAGCAGAUGUAUGCGACUGGAGACUUGGGCUACUGGACCGAAACCGGCGAGCUGGUUUGCCUUGGUCGCAAUGACCGUCAGGUCAAACUACGCGGGUUCCGACUGGAUCUAGAUGACCUUGAGACGCGCAUUGCAAAGCUGCCCGACAUUGCUGGAGCGGCGGUGACUCGCUACGAGGACGAUCUUAUCGUGAUGGUCCAGCCAGGUAGUCUCUCUCGUGCCGACUGCAAGAGACGCAUGGCGAGUGUCCUGCCUAUCCACGCCGUUCCGCGCGACGUUAUUCCCGUGGAUCGAUUUCCCAUCACGGCGGCAGGGAAACUGGACUACAAUGCAAUCGUGAAGAGCGUGCAGGGGAUGCAGGAGAGAAACCCGAAUGGUCUCCCACCGAAAAUGAGUGCCACAGAGCAACAUGUUGCGCAAAUCUGGUCGGACGUUCUGGGGGUCAAGGUAUCGGAGAUCACUACAGACGCCAAUUUCAUCGCAAUCGGCGGCAACUCCUUGCUACAGCUCAGGCUGGCCAGUCGCCUGUCCAAAGCCUUUUCAUUUUCUAUCCCACUCACUGUAAUCAUUGGCGCACUCACUUUGCACGAUUUGGCUGCCCAGAUAGAGGAGCUGCGCACAUGCCAGGCCCAGCAGGCCAUUCAUUCACCUCCACCAACUCAGGAGAACCGAGUGUCUCGGAUGGAGGCCGAGUGGUGCGCCAAAUACGAGACUGGCAGUGUCACCACGGCAUUCAACGUCUCUUUUGUGUGUCGGCUGAGAUCUUCGGUUGACAUGCAGCGCUUGGGGGACAGUUGGAAUACAGUCCUGCGCCAUCAUCCAGUCCUCAGAUCACGAUAUCGGCCUGCGGGAAUACGAUUUGAACGGGCGUAUUCCGGAGACGCUCCCCUCGCUCAAAGCCUCGCUGGGUGUGAUGUAUCGAGUGAGAUCAACCGGCCGUUUAUCAUUAGUGAAGACGACCCUAUUCGCGUGAUCAUUACGCCUGACAUGAUGGUCGUCACCGCGAGUCACAUCAUUUGCGAUCUAACGACCAUGCAAGUGCUAUUGAAACAGGUGAAGCAGAUAUACCAGGGAGCAUCAAGCCUUCCAUCGGUUCCAGAGUACAUGGCGGCCGACGCAUGGAACAGGGUAGCCUCACCAACCGAUCUGUCCUUCUGGACGACAUACCUGCAAGGUGCUCCGCGUCCGACAAGGACAAGAGCCAGCUACACAGGGCGCUCUCAGGUGUUCAGGCUUCCAGCCGAGACAGCACAAUCGAUCAGCAGGUUUUGCAAAGCAUCCCCGUUCAGCCAUCACCAACUUACCCUCGCAGCCGUGGCACUGGCACUGGCCCUUCAUUCCCAGAGCAGCGAGAUGGACAUCCUUCUGGGUGGUCCUUUUCUUAACCGUUGGUCCGAAGCCGACAUGAACACAGUCGGGCUUUUUCUCGAGCCGAUCCCCUGUCGCAUCCGUUUCAGCCCAGAACACGCAUCGGACCAAGACAUCGAUGCAGAAGCUUUCCUUCGCUCCGUUCGAUGCUCGAGCCAAACGGCUCUCGCACACGCCGUCCCCUGGCAGCAACUCCUCUGCCAUCUGGGCAUCAUGCCGGAUUUCCCCAACCACCCGCUGUUUGAGGUGAUGGUGACCUUCCACAAUCAGGAACACGCAUUGCGAUUUGGCCUCGAUGGCGCUGAACAGCUCUAUACGUGGUCGCAAGGGGCAAAGUUUGGGCUUAUGUGCGAGUUUACGGAGCUACCGAAUGGAGAGAUCUUGCUUCGGCUGGAAUACGACGACGCCCUGUGGUGUGAGGAGGAGAUUGGCAGGAUUGGAAGUGCGGUCAUUUGCGCUUUGGAGAUGUUGGUGCGCAAUGCGACGUACGCCGAGAUGGUGACUACAUUACGCACGGUGUGGCCGGAGUAUACACGGAGCCGGGAUGAUAUGUUUCUGUCAUCACUUGGGCAAGUAUGA
Aspergillus puulaauensis is the source of this 4698-nucleotide messenger RNA. RefSeq names its product nonribosomal peptide synthetase gliP (gene gliP). Lineage: Eukaryota; Fungi; Ascomycota; Eurotiomycetes; Eurotiales; Aspergillaceae. The record is from RefSeq and is a predicted model, not a curated record. Gene Ontology annotation, cellular component: cytoplasm. Gene Ontology annotation, biological process: amino acid activation for nonribosomal peptide biosynthetic process; secondary metabolite biosynthetic process. Bases 1 to 4698 code for a protein of 1565 amino acids. The transcript has a single exon. Gene Ontology annotation, molecular function: phosphopantetheine binding; catalytic activity.